GCCCACUCCAGCCCACCGUGAUGGAGGCAAAUGAUUCCUCUCAUGUGGAUUCUGAGUUCCGAUACACCCUCUUCCCAAUUUUUUACAGCAUCAUCUUUGUGUUGGGGGUCCUCGCCAACAGCUAUGUGCUGUGGGUCUUUGCCCGCCUGUACCCUUCCAAGAAAUUCAAUGAGAUAAAGAUCUUUAUGGUGAACCUCACCGUGGCUGACCUGCUCUUCCUGGUCACCCUGCCCCUGUGGAUCAUCUACUACUACAACGAGGGCAACUGGAUUCUUCCUGAAUUCCUGUGCAACCUGGCUGGCUGCUUCUUUUUCAUUAACACCUACUGCUCAGUGACCUUUUUGGCCAUCAUCACUUAUAACCGCUUCCAGGCUGUAACAAAGCCCAUCAAGACCAUUCAGGUCACCACCCGCAAGCGUGGCAUCCUUUUGUCCCUGAUCAUCUGGGUGGCCAUUGUGGCCGCCACAUCCUACUACCUCAUCCUGGACUCCACCAACACGGUGCCCAACAAGACGGGCUCAGGCAACAUCACACGCUGCUUUGAGCACUACAAGAAGGGCAGAAUCCCAGUCCUCAUCAUCCACGUCUUCCUCGUGUUCAGCUUCUUCCUCGUCUUCCUCAUCAUCCUCGUUUGCAACCUGGUCAUCAUCGUCACGCUGCUCACACAGCCGAUGCAGAUGCAGCGCAAUGCAGAGGUCAAGUGCCAGGCACUCUGGAUGGUCUGCACGGUCCUGGCUGUGUUCAUCAUCUGCUUUGUGCCCCACCACGUUGUACAGCUGCCCUGGACCCUGGCUGAGCUGGGCUUCCAGAACAGCAGCUCCCACCAGGCUAUUAACGAUGCACAUCAGGUCACUCUCUGCCUCCUUAGUACCAACUGUGUCUUAGACCCCAUCAUCUACUGUUUCCUCACCAAGAAGUUCCGUAAGCACCUAAUGGAGAAGUUCUACAGUAUGCGCAGCAGCCGGAAAUGCUCCCGGGCCACCAUGGAGACAGGCACCGAGGUGGUCAUGCCGCUCAAACAGGUCCCUGUCAAUUCCCUCAAGGAUUAGUCC
Lipotes vexillifer (Yangtze River dolphin) is the source of this 1052-nucleotide messenger RNA. RefSeq names its product platelet activating factor receptor (gene PTAFR). Gene Ontology annotation, biological process: chemotaxis; G protein-coupled receptor signaling pathway. NCBI's taxonomy places the organism in Eukaryota, Metazoa, Chordata, Mammalia, Artiodactyla, Lipotidae. The transcript has a single exon. Gene Ontology annotation, molecular function: G protein-coupled purinergic nucleotide receptor activity; platelet activating factor receptor activity. Gene Ontology annotation, cellular component: membrane. Bases 21 to 1049 code for a protein of 342 amino acids. The record is from RefSeq and is a predicted model, not a curated record.